CUUCUCUUUCAAGGAAAACCUGAACCUCAAUUAUCUUUUCUCUUCUUCUCCUCUCUUUCUAUAUCUAUCUUCAGUAACUUUGCUCAUUAUUUCUCCAUGCCAACAAGCUUCUAGAGCUUCUACUCAUCAAAGCUCACCAAAAUCCCCACUAAAAGGCUAACAAAUAGCUCCUCCUGCUACUGUAUAUAUUCAACUUCAACUGCUCUUUCUCUCUCACCCUUCUGCAAGGAAAGCUUGUGAAACUAAGGCCAUGGUGGACUCGGACACUGAGUCGGGAGGAGCUCAAAACAACGCUUCCAACGCAGAUCUUUCUUCCCCGAAAGAACAAGACAGGUUCUUGCCCAUCGCCAACGUCAGCAGGAUCAUGAAAAAGGCUCUGCCAGCCAACGCCAAGAUAUCCAAGGACGCCAAAGAGACGGUGCAAGAAUGUGUGUCGGAGUUCAUCAGCUUCAUCACCGGGGAAGCGUCUGAUAAGUGCCAGAAAGAGAAGAGGAAGACCAUCAACGGCGACGAUCUCUUGUGGGCCAUGACCACGUUGGGCUUCGAGGAUUACGUCGAGCCCUUGAAGGUUUACUUGCAGAGGUUUAGGGAGAUGGAGGGAGAGAAGACCGCGGUAGCACGUGAUAAAGACGGGCCUCUCGGUGGUGAUUCCAGUGCCGGUAGUAGUGGGAUGUAUGGGAUGAUGGUACACCACCAGCAGCAUCAAGGGCAUGUCUAUGGUUCUAGCGGGUUUCAUCAGAUGGGUAGGGGCCCAAGGUAGUUCUUUCGUAUUGACACGUGUAUGGUUACUAUUAGUUUGAU
Hibiscus syriacus is the source of this 801-nucleotide messenger RNA. Its product is annotated as nuclear transcription factor Y subunit B-2-like. NCBI's taxonomy places the organism in Eukaryota, Viridiplantae, Streptophyta, Magnoliopsida, Malvales, Malvaceae. Gene Ontology annotation, biological process: regulation of transcription by RNA polymerase II. Gene Ontology annotation, molecular function: protein heterodimerization activity; RNA polymerase II cis-regulatory region sequence-specific DNA binding; DNA-binding transcription activator activity, RNA polymerase II-specific. The record is from RefSeq and is a predicted model, not a curated record. Gene Ontology annotation, cellular component: CCAAT-binding factor complex; nucleus. The coding region runs from base 251 to 760 and encodes 169 amino acids. The transcript has a single exon.